Gossypium arboreum is the source of this 750-nucleotide messenger RNA. RefSeq lists its product as uncharacterized. The record is from RefSeq and is a predicted model, not a curated record. The coding region runs from base 1 to 750 and encodes 249 amino acids. NCBI's taxonomy places the organism in Eukaryota, Viridiplantae, Streptophyta, Magnoliopsida, Malvales, Malvaceae. The transcript has 3 exons.
AUGGCAAUCAUGUUGCCUCGCAUUAUCAAAAGCAGGUUUCAUGGCCAUCGUGUUUUUCACACGUAUUGCCUUGACAAAAAAGAUUCUGGAAGAUUAGAUUGCAUAAUAUGCCAUGAUGAGGUCAACAUGGAAUACGGUAGUUAUUAUUGUACGAAGUGCAAUAUCAUAUUGCAUGUGAACUGUGCAGUGGGAGAUUCAUCAUUGUUUUAUGCUAUUUCACCCGAAGAUGAAGAUGAGAAGCCUCUUGAUGUAUCUUUCAACUCCAUCACUGAUGUUCUUAACAGGAAUGAUGCAGGAGAAGCCACGAUAAUAGAGCAUUUCAAGCAUAAUCACUACUUAAUUCUAAGUGAUAAAUGUUGUGAUGGAUGCGAAAAAUGUAAGUUCGUUUCUAAUGGCUUUGCCUAUAAAUGUAAUGAAUGUGAAGAGCACAUUUGCCUUCAAUGUGCAACUCUUCCUCCUGAUGCUCUAACAUAUCCAGAACAUGAACACCCCCUUCUUUUCUACAAUGAUUUUGACGGGCAAUGCAGUGCUUGUGGUAACAAUAUAAUAACGGCAUUCGGCUGCAACGAUUGCAAUUAUUCAGUAGAUCCUUGGAACAUCUACAAAGAAGAGAAUCAUCCACACCCUCUCACAUUUGUGAACUACACAAAGUACUACCUUGAAUGCAGUGAAUGUGAUGAGGUGUGUCAAGAUGUAGCUCUUGUAUGUGCAGAACAAAAUGUAUCUGAUAGCAUGCAGUUUCACUUGUGA